Messenger RNA from Perkinsus marinus ATCC 50983, 1659 nucleotides. Its product is annotated as retrovirus polyprotein, putative. The transcript has a single exon. Lineage: Eukaryota; Perkinsozoa; Perkinsida; Perkinsidae. Bases 1 to 1659 code for a protein of 552 amino acids. Gene Ontology annotation, molecular function: nucleic acid binding. The record is from RefSeq and is a predicted model, not a curated record. Gene Ontology annotation, biological process: DNA integration.
AUGUUUUCGAGAGUUCUCGCCGAGGCUGAUACUGACACUAUGGGGGUGUACAGUACAAUAGCUGUAUUGGUGUCUGAUAACUUCGACAAUAGCUCACUGUGCUCUGAGGAAGACGACGAGGCUCUCAUGAACGACAGCCUUCCAACUGACGAUGGCGUGGCCGUGCUCCCUGUUGCGGGUCAAAGACUUGAGGAAGAUGUACCUCCUGAGCUUAUCGGUCUCGUUAAUUCUAAUCGAGUACGGAGAGUUGAUCCGGACUGGGUCUACCAAGACUCCAAGGGCCGGAUCCGAACUUAUGUCCCAGAAGGAGAUCGCUCGCAAGCCUUGGGAGCAGCGCAUGGUGAUGGCCAUGCUUCCCCUGAAAGGAUGCUCCGCGCCAUGAUGAGCACAGUCUGGUGGCCCAAGAUGAGCCCUGACAUCGACGCCUACUGCAGCGUGGGGUGCGCCAGACACGCUGCGCGUGCCGCUGCUGCCAGCCCGCGGUAUGACCUUUUCCCGGUUGAGGCCAGAAGGUUCUCCUCGGUCGCUAUGGAUCACUUGGGACCCUUCAAUGGUCUCUAUGUCUUGGUUGUCGUUGAUAAGGUGACAGGCUGGCUUGAAGCGUGCGUGGUCGAUGACAAGUCUGCUCAGUCGACUGCCUUGGCCCUUUACGAUGUUUGGGUAAGCCGAUGGGGGUGGUUUGAUUCGAUCACCCAUGACAAUGAUGCAGGCUUCUGCUCGGCGACUGUGAAAUCUCUCUUUGAACGUCAUCAAGUGACGAGGACAUUAUCACCUCCGUAUUGGCCGAGAGGGAACGGUAUCGCUGAGGCUGCGGUAAAGGAGAUUAAGUAUGUCAUUCGUCGUUCCGGCGAGGUCAUUACCGGUGCGGUCCAGCUGAAGGCUCUCGUCGCAGCUGCCCGACUGCUCCAUAAUUCUUCUGCUGCAGAUGGAUGUGGCUAUUGUCCUUAUGAGAUUGUUACAGGAAAGAAGCUUAAAACCUUACUUGAAGUUGUCUACGGUGAUAAUGAUCCGGGUCCGGCGGAUCCGGAGAAGAUCGAGAACAUGCUGAACAUCAUCGUUGAGCAGAAACGAAGAUCUAGAGAUCGCAGCCGAGCUGCUGCUAUCUCGCGCGCCGAGAAGUGGCGCUCUGGCUCUUACGGCAACGACCUGCACGAGGGCGAUUUGGUUUUUGUUGUCCAGCUACGUGGUUAUGGUGGCCGGGUGGCCCUAGGCCCCUUCCGUAUUGGAAACGUCGAUGGCUCCCUCGUCUACCUGCGUGGUGAGGAAGAUCCUGUCAGCCGUGGAGAGUGCGUCCCCUAUUGCCCUGAUCCCCGCUAUUCUGACGUCGCGGGAGAAGACCACCAGGCCAUGAAGGUCGAGUUUAACUCUCUCACUCCAGACAUGAUGAUUAUGUUCGAAGUCGAGGAACUUGACGGCCAGGUAAAGUCUCUUGAUGUUGGUAGAGUCGUGUCUGAGCCUCUGCGUGACAAGGUCAAGGUUGAACCGUAUGCGUCCCCUACUCAUCUGUUCUGGUUCCGUAGACAGCCGCGUGAAAGAAGGCUGGUUACGGUUUCUAAGUCCGAAGUGAAGUUCUCAACUUCUGGUACUUUCCUCGAACCGGAUGGCAAGCUCAGCUCCGAAUCGAUAGAGCUGCUCAGCCAGAGAGGAUAUAUACAGUGA